GAACAUGCGUAUAUUCUACCAAAGCGCACGCAAUCCACGUUAACGGUUUUGGGAUCUCCCCGUUUGACUCGCCCUGGCAGUUGGCCACCCACCCCAGGCCUUUCUUCUUCUUUUUCUCUCGCUCUACACCCCUGGAAAUAUGACCGAACCCGGGCCAGAGAUCGUAGACGAGGAAGACGGCACCCUGUCAUGUUGUACCGUGCCAUCGCUAUCUCAUCUCCGGAAACCGAUCGAGGUGGGCAGCCAUGGCGUCCGCGGACACGAGGCCGAUAACGCCUUCUGGAUAUGGCCCUUCUCGGCGCCCUUGCUCUUCGAGAACGAGACCAGCGAUGCUCGCGACCACUGUGCAAACGAGAGAACCUUCCUGUCGUACCUGAAAUUCUCGGUAUACAUGGCAGUCGUGUCCGUCGCCAUCGUGCUGUCCUUCCACCUGAGGCACAAGGCCAGCGAUAUUGAGCUACGCAUGGCGAAGCCCCUCGGCACCGUGUUCUGGGUGUUGUCUGUGGCCUGUCUCUGCCUUGGGAUCGCCAAUUAUACAAGAACCAUUAACAAGUAUGGCCGGAGAGCAGCUAUCGUGCAGACGGGGUGGAAAACACAGUUGAUCAUGGCUGUAAUAGCGUUGGUUAUCUUGGGCACUAGUAUCGCACUUCUUGUGGUCAACAUUUUGGACUCAGAGGCCGACUCGUGAGUUUGUUGUUUUCAAAGUGUCGGGGAUUUGAGGGUGGCCUGGGCCUUGAUUUGAGUCCAAUAUACUUGGAAGGGCGUAUCUAAAUAAACGCCCUCCCCAUAGGAGCAUAUGUACAUUGUCGGAACACGAUGCUGCUAAUGAAAGAUGCCAGGAGACAUUGCGCUAUGAAUUGAUACAGCGCUUAAGCCUCUUUCGAGCAGAACAGAUCUCCUGCCGACUUUUGUGGCAGUAAGUCGGAUGGAAGGAGGUCCUCGCAGCCCCCAAUUGUGCCCCGGAACUUCGCGGCAUAAUCUGACGCAGCGCUGUCAAAAUCGUGCAGCUUCGUCACCAGUCCGUCCCACGUCACCAAGGGCAGCUGGUUGAAGGGUGGGAGGUUGCCUCCGUUAGGUAGUCUGUCAAGUAACGGUCCAUCUGCC
Phialemonium atrogriseum is the source of this 1104-nucleotide messenger RNA. RefSeq lists its product as uncharacterized. Lineage: Eukaryota; Fungi; Ascomycota; Sordariomycetes; Cephalothecales; Cephalothecaceae. The transcript is spliced from 5 exons. Bases 140 to 688 code for a protein of 182 amino acids. The record is from RefSeq and is a predicted model, not a curated record.